Molecule: messenger RNA, 990 nt
Organism: Peniophora sp. CBMAI 1063
Lineage: Eukaryota; Fungi; Basidiomycota; Agaricomycetes; Russulales; Peniophoraceae
Source: the annotation of a GenBank genome assembly
AUGCCGCUCUUUCGUGUCGACACAGCGUCCGAUGUCGACCGCCGGAACAUACCGCCGCCCUGGUCAUGGCCAGCCGCGACUCUGUUGAGCCUGCGAUUCGGGGGACUUGUUGCUUACACGCUGCCCGUGCUCACACUACGCACCACUUGCCUCUUCUCCGCCACCAUCUCUCGCUCCCGCGAUUUUACCUCCCUCCCCAUGGCUUCACUUGAUUUGCAGGGCGCAAGCGACUUGGGUUCUCGCCUUAGCUUUAUGAAUACGUGUCACGAUGCGUCUGUGGAGCUUCUCGAGAUUAUACAUGACUCCUCCGACGUGAGUUUCGAACGGCAGGCGAGAAAGAUUAUCACACUCAUCGAGAUAGCCCGCAGCACCCUGACCCGCGGAGGACUAAAGCUCCACAGCUUUGCGAGCUGCCCGCCGGCGCUUACUUUUCACAAGCAGGCGUACUUCAUGCUGCUUGAGGCGCUAAGAGACAGGCGGCACCUCAUCGAUGAUAACACGCUCAAAGAGCGAGCUGCAAGAUUGUUGCUCCCUCUUUCGAGCGGACUCGUGAUCCGGAGAAGGUCGAUGUCUGUUACGAGCGAUGGGCGGACACCGCCGCCUGACGAGAUCGGCUCAGACGCUGAAUCGCAGACUUUACGCCGCACAGCCGCUCCUGCAAGGCGCCUACCGCCUGCGCCACCACUAGCAAUGCCGCCGCCAGCCGCCUUGCCCUCGAAAGAUGCCUCUUCACCGGCCUCCUAUGAGCCACCGGCUGGGGGCGAACCACCGCUGUGGCGUGUCGAAAGACUGGCCAGAACACGCUCGAGGCCGUCGCAAAAGCAUCUACCUCCCGCGGAAGGUGUUCCGGGCGACGACACGCCACCAGUGAUUUAUACCGUCCAAAGGGUACGGCCUCAUAGAUACGGGAUCUUCUGCUCGGCUGGGUCUGCGAACCCCAGCAUUGCAGACAGGCAGCACAACCGCCUUUCACGGAAUCUCCGGGCAUAA